GCCACCUGCAGGACGGGAGGCCACAUCGCCGUAAACACCUGAACACGCCGCGUCGCGCUGCCGCCUACAUGGGCGGAAGAUACAUAAACAUAUAAAUGGAAGGAAGUGUAACUGUGCAGUAGUUUUUCAGCAAGAUGUACUGCGAGGAGCGUCUUCUGGGUUUGUGAGAGGCUGAACAGGGAACGUGGAAGAGAUCAUUGCAGAAAGUGUGAUUGAGCAAAAUAACACCUCGGCCGUCCAGUGGCGCAUGCUGGGGGGACCUCAGCACAGUGCCCCCAGUUUGCCGGAAGGAGUCACGCCAUAUGUUAAUGAUAAGCACGUCAGCAUGGACACCUUCCUGGCCAGAAAGGAGGAAGAGUGAGCGCCUAACCACAGGGCUGUUUCCUCUGAGCGUGUUUUCACUGUUAGCCUGCAAGCCUCCAUGGAGGAAGAGCAGCCGUGUCUGACGACAUUGGGCGGCUGGGGCUCCGAGGACCGGCUGCAACCGGACUUGUGGACAUGCACAGAGGACAUUACCAUGGAGGUGAGGGCCCAACUUGACAUGGUGGGAGAAUUAGCACUGGGGGUGACUUCCCAGAUGGGUUCAUCGCAGUCAAGCUCAGAUGAUGAUCUGGACAGUGCUGAGGAAGGUACCCCGGACAUGGACUGGACAGAGAAUCCUCUGUCUGUACAUCGGUCCCACCUACAGGAUCCGGGUGAAGGAGACCAGACAGAAGAACACACAGGUUUAUUAAUGCGUGCCAGUCCCGAGCUCAGGAAGCCCCAUCAGCAGGACGUUGACCUCUUAAGCCAAGACAGAAAGGAUUGUGGGAUGCAGGAGGAUGAUGGUGCUGCAUCCAGACAGACUGCAGAGGACAGAGAGUUUGUGGACUCACACCUGGGUGAAUCCCGACAAAAGGCCGAGCGGGAUUCUUUGGAGGAAGCCACACAUUCUGAAAGUGACACCAAGAAUACUGUCAUACCUGGACCUGGUGGACGGAGAGCUGAGGUCGAGUGUCCAGCUUUGGAAAGGACCAGUGCCUUUGUGAGGGCCAUGGAGGAUGUGGGGCUGCCUAAUGGGUUAGAGACAUCCACAACGAUGGCAGAUACCGCAGCAGGGGAAGAAUCAGACUGUCCUGAAGCCAGCACUGCAGCAUCACACGAAAACCAGACGGGUUACUCCACUGAGGAGGAAGAGGAGGGGACUGACAGAGAGCAGGGGGAGGAGAGACACACCGGGACCACGCCCCCUCCUGGAGGUGAGGAGGAAGAGGAGGGGACUGACAGAGAGCAGGGGGAGGAGAGACACACCGGGACCACGCCCCCUCUUGGAGGUGAGGAGGAAGAGGAGGGGACUGGCAGAGAGCAGGGGGAGGAGAGACAUGCCGGGACCACGCCCCCUCCUGGAGGUGAGGAGGAAGAGGAGGGGACUGGCAGAGAGCAGGGGGAGGAGAGACAUGCCGGGACCACGCCCCCUCUUGGAGGUGAGGAGGAAGAGGAGGGGACUGACAGAGAGCAGGGGGAGGAGAGACACGCCGGGACCACGCCCCCUCCUGGAGGUGAGGAGGAAGAGGACCCCAAUUUACAGCAUCAUAAUACUGAGAGGGACCAUCAUGCACCAUUGGAGAAAUACGGAAACACAGAAAAAGAUCAGAGCAGCAGUCCUGAUCUUAGAAAACACCUUCAGCAAUUAGAAUGGCUGAAGAAUGCUGAAUAUUUACAGCAGUCAGAAGAGCCAGAACAACAGGACUGGCUUAGGGUGUGUGAGGAACCAGAGGUGAAGGGCGACUCAAGGCAGACAGAUCACAUGGACCAGUCUGAACCGGAGAAACAAUCACAAGAGCAGAGAGAAGAAGGAUCAAAAGAAAGAGAUCACAUGGAUCAGUCUGAAGCAGAGAAACAAUCGCAAGAGCAGAGAGAUGAAGGAUCAAGGCUGAUAGGUGACAUGGGUCAGUCUGAACCAGAGGAUCGAUCAGACGAGUUAAGCACAACAUGCCCAAUACAACAGGCAGAGCUGUCUACCUCAGGAUACAUGGACAGGGCUGCAAAUAAUGAGCCGGUCAGCCAGCCAGCGCAAGCAGAGGAGCAGGCGAUCCCCCAUGCUAACGGGCGGUGCGUGGACAGGGAGGGGGCACGCGCACUGGCCGAGAGGCUAUACAGGCUGGACAACAUGCGACGCACAGAGGUGGUCAAACACAUGGACAAAGAUAACGAGUUCAGCAGAGCCGUGGGGGAAGAGUAUCUCAAGUUCUUCCACUUCACUGGUCAGAGCCUGGAGCAGAGUCUCAGGUCGUUCCUGAAGGUGGUGGUUCUAAUAGGUGAGACGCAGGAGAGAGAGAGGGUUCUGGAACAUUUCGCCAAUCGGUUUCAUCAGUGCAACCCUGACUGCUUCUCCCCAGAAGUGGUGCUGACUCUCACCUGUGCUGUGAUGCUGCUCAACAGUGAUCUUCAUGGCCAGAACGUGGGGAAAGCUAUGUCAGUCUCCAGCUUUGUGUCCAACCUGGAAGGCAUGAACGACGGAGGGAACUUUUGCAAAGACUUGCUAAAGAACCUGUACAGCAGUAUAAAAAGUGACCCGCUGGAGUGGGCAGUGAACGAGGAGGAACUGAAGUGUUCCCUGCUUCCAGGGGAAGAUAAGACAGAAGCGCAGCCACGUUCAAAAAGCAACCCCUUCCAGGACGUCCCCCAUGAUAAGAAGGCCACCGUUUACAAGCACGGCUUGCUGACACGUAAAGCCCAUGCAGACAUCGAUGGCAAACGCACUCCUUGGGGGAAGAGAAGCUGGAAGACCUUCUAUGCUGUCCUGAAAGGGAUGGUGCUGUACCUACAGAAGGAUGAGUACAGGAUGGAGUGGCAGAGCUCAGAGGAGGUAGUCAGCGUUCAUCACGCCCUGGCUGAGAAGGCCGCCGACUAUACCAAGAAACCGCACGUCUUCAGGCUGCAGACUGCCGACUGGAGGGUCUUCCUCUUCCAGGCUUCCUCCGCCGAGCAGAUGAGCUCCUGGAUCUCCCGGAUAAACCUGGUGUCAGCCCUCUACUCAUCCCCCCCAUUCCCCGCAGCUGUGGGCUCCCAGAAGAAGUUCACCAGGCCCAUCCUACCCGCCUCCCAGUCCACUCUCUCCAUGGACAAACAGCUGGAGUCCCACUGCAGGAUGCUGCAGUCCUUCUCUGAGGACCUGAGCUUCCUGACGCAGAGCCUGCCUGAAGGCCGCAAGGCCAAGGCUCGGGAGAUGGAGGAAUACAAGCUGAGAGAGGAGUAUCUGCAGCACGAGAAGAGCCGUUAUGAGGUGUAUAAGCAGAUCCUGGAGGUGUGGAAGGGCCUGAUCAGAGGGAAGGACGGAGAGCCGGGGGCGGCAGAGCUGGAGCAGCUUGACAGGGAGAUGUGUGACAUCUCAGACGACGAGCUGGACGAAGGGGCGGGCCUUAAAAAGUCCCACUCCAGCCCAUCCAUCAAUCUGGAGCCCACGCCGCAGCCCACCGUCAAGGUGAAGCGCAACAUCUCCGAGAGAAGGACCUACCGGAAGAUCGUCAUACCGCGGCGCAACCGGGAGCUGUGACCCCGCAGCAGCUUCAGCAGCUUCAGCAGCGUCGCGACGGGUUCGCUUUUAUUUUCUUACAUUCGGUUAUUUUCAUCUCCUGAUUGUUACAGGAAAAGGUUUACUGAGCUCAACUGUCAUUGGUACUGCCAUAAUAUAUACAUAUAUAUAUUUUAUUAAUUUUGUAAUACUUAAAUUUUAUAAUACUUAAGUAUUUUUGUUUUCUGACCAAGUAAAAUGUAGUUAGAUUAUUCAAAUGACUCUUCAGAAAAAGGUCAAUGAAUGUUAUUGCGCGAAACAGCGUCAUCUGUUGUGUGCCCCAAAAUUGUCCACUUGAGGGCGCCAUUUCACCAGCACUUGAAAAUGAAGGCACAUGGAUGGCUGAUUCUUACUGUCUGAAUGGCUGAUUCUUACAGUCUGAAUGGCUGAAUCUUUCCACACCUGGGGGCCACACUGUUUGCUGUUUUCUGCUCCCUUUCUUAUAAGACAUCAUUUCCCCUAAAUUAUGUGUCACUUUGCAAAAAUAAAUUUUGCACUUUUGUAACCUUGAA
This is a messenger RNA of Paramormyrops kingsleyae, 4065 nucleotides long. Lineage: Eukaryota; Metazoa; Chordata; Actinopteri; Osteoglossiformes; Mormyridae. The record is from RefSeq and is a predicted model, not a curated record.